AUGUCUCCUCCCAAAGUCGCCAUCAUCGGCGCAGGUCCCGCCGGAAGCACCCUCGCCCGUCUCCUCAUACGCGCCUCCAUCCCCGUUACCAUCUUCGAGGGGGAAUCCUCCAUGUCCGUUAGGGCGCAGGGGGGGACACUAGACCUGCAUACAGGCACUGGGCUCAAAGCCUUGAAAGAAGCGGGCCUAAUCGAAGAAUACGCACAGUACGCUCGCUACGACGGCGAAGCGAUCAACCUGGCGGACAAGAAUUUAGUCAGCCUGAUCAAAGUUGGUGGCACAACGGAGGCUUCGAGUUGGGGAAGACCAGAGAUUGAUAGAGCUCGGCUCCGUCAGAUCUUGGUGGAUUCGUUACCUGAGGGAACAAUACGGUGGCAUUGCCGGCUACGGAGCGUAGACGCGAAUACCCUAUCCCUGCACUUCGACCAUGGAGUCGAGACGGGGUUCGAUCUCCUCAUUGGUGCAGAUGGUGCCUGGAGCAAAGUACGGCCCGUACUCACGGAUGUGGAACCAUACUUCGUUGGGCUGGGCGGAUACGACCUCUUCAUCCAUGAUGCCGAAAAGAGCCACCCAGACCUCUACAAGCUUGUCAAUCGUGGUUCCUUGUUCGUAUUUUCUGAUGGCAAGGGUCUGAAUGCCCAGCAAAGAGGCGACGGAACAAUCAUUGUCUAUGCGUCGGGCCAUAGGGACGAGGAUUGGAGAAAGACCUGCGGAUACGAUUUACACAAUGCGAGCGAGGUGAAGAAGGCAAUUAGAGAAGAAUUCAAGGAUUGGGCGGAACCGCUGGUGAAGCUCACUCAGGUGGCAGACGAAAGUGACUUCACCGCUCGCUCUCUAUACAUUUUGCCUCCUGGACAUCGAUGGAAGCAUAGAGCAAAGGUGACCCUCAUCGGAGAUGCAGCGCACCUGAUGACGCCACAUGCAGGCGAGGGAGUCAAUGUUGCGAUGGAAGACGCUCUGAAUCUAGCACAGGCUAUCAUUCGUAGCGUCGAAAUUGAAGACGCCGUUGAUGCAUUGGAUAAGGAGAUUAGCGCCUUCGAAGACGAAAUGAUGACAAGGGCAACAAGAGUGCAGAAUCAUUCAUUCGCCAAUACCAAAGACAUGUACUUCACUCCUGGAGCGCCCCAUACGGUGAUAGACAAUUGGGUGAGGCGGGCGAUGGCUCAGCAGCUAGGGUGGGUCGUCGAGCUUGUACUUCCGCUCUGGAUUGUUGGAAUCAUCAGACGGGGCUUCUCUUGGUGGUACAGAGUGGACUGA
Messenger RNA from Letharia columbiana, 1257 nucleotides. RefSeq lists its product as uncharacterized. The record is from RefSeq and is a predicted model, not a curated record. Gene Ontology annotation, molecular function: FAD binding. Lineage: Eukaryota; Fungi; Ascomycota; Lecanoromycetes; Lecanorales; Parmeliaceae. The transcript has a single exon. Bases 1 to 1257 code for a protein of 418 amino acids.